UGCCUAUUGCCUGUAUUUAUAUGUGCUUAAGCUUAAUUCAAAUUAGACGUAGCAAGCGUCAAGCAGCGGAGCAGCAAUCAAUCAGCGAAGCGAUAUUUACAGUGGCAUAAAAAAAUAUCGCCUUGCUGGUUGUUGCUCUGCUGCUUGACGCUUGCUGCUUCCAGUCUGAACUAAGCAUUCAGUUAACAAUCCAGCAGGAAAACAAGCAUUGUGCCGCUGGUUUUAUAGAAGUUGUGCGACCCUUCGCAGAGUGAAGGGGGGGGGGAAGAGUGAGAGUCGUGGGAUGAGAGUCGCUUCGCGUGGAGAGUUGAAAUCCAUGUGAAACAGUACAAUUAUGGACCUCAUUUAAUUUCUGUGACAGAUUUCCUAAUCUUGAUAAUCGUCAACUUUAACGCUUAAUAUCUGUUCGCGGGGCAGAGCGACAUUUUUUUCUGUCAGAUUCUUUAAUUUCCUACAAAAUCGAAUGAGUCUAAUUUUAUUGAUUGUUGAGAUAAAGUAGAUUGUAAUUACCGCAUAUACGUGUGCACGUGAGAAGUAUAUAAAUUUUGCAGUUUCUUUUUGUAUACAAUUAUAUAUUUUUUUAAGCACCAUGCCAAGCUGUUACAUCAAAAAUUGUACUAAUCGUGUACGGAUAAAUGAUAUAAAAUUUUUUAAAUUACCGAAAGAACCUGUUGUUCGCCAGCAAUGGCUGAAGGCCUGCGGAAAAAACGAAGGAGAAUUACCUAAAUCUGCAACAAUAUGUAGUAUUCAUUUCGAGGAAUACUGCUUUCGAUGGACAAAGCCACAAGAUAAUAUACCACUCAAGCAGAUAUGGCGAUUGAAGGAAAAUUCUGUCCCCACAAAAUGGUUGAAUAUAAAAAAGAAUGAUAAAAGAAAAAAUGAUAAUAAAAAAAUAAAAGUAGCAGGUAUACCAACCUAUGGACAACUUGUGCAAUAUGCACGAGAAAAGCAGCAUAUACUUUCAGAUGAAACAAUUUGUAUGGAUACGAAUAUUUGUAAAGAUGAGUCCAUUUUGCUUCCAGAUGUUGCAAUAAAAGAAAUCAUAGUAACUCCGGCAGAUACGCCACGCUGGGAUUUACGAAGCAGAAAUCAGAAAAAAUAGGACUGGAGAUAAUUUUCCCGCAACUACUUUGUUACAUGCCUUUUAUAU
Messenger RNA from Trachymyrmex septentrionalis, 1150 nucleotides. Its product is annotated as 52 kDa repressor of the inhibitor of the protein kinase-like. Bases 590 to 1102 code for a protein of 170 amino acids. The transcript is spliced from 4 exons. NCBI's taxonomy places the organism in Eukaryota, Metazoa, Arthropoda, Insecta, Hymenoptera, Formicidae. The record is from RefSeq and is a predicted model, not a curated record. Gene Ontology annotation, molecular function: sequence-specific DNA binding.